This is a messenger RNA of Ipomoea nil (Japanese morning glory), 1764 nucleotides long. RefSeq names its product O-acyltransferase WSD1-like. The record is from RefSeq and is a predicted model, not a curated record. The transcript is spliced from 7 exons. Gene Ontology annotation, cellular component: plasma membrane. Gene Ontology annotation, molecular function: long-chain-alcohol O-fatty-acyltransferase activity; diacylglycerol O-acyltransferase activity. NCBI's taxonomy places the organism in Eukaryota, Viridiplantae, Streptophyta, Magnoliopsida, Solanales, Convolvulaceae. Gene Ontology annotation, biological process: triglyceride biosynthetic process. Bases 106 to 1590 code for a protein of 494 amino acids.
UUAAGGAAUGGAAGAGUGUAAUGAAUCGACUCCAGCAGUGGUCUGUUCACCCAUCUUUGGUCUCAAACUCUUUCCUAGCUAGUUGAGCUUCAUCAAUCAUCACCAAUGGCAACCACGGCUCUUAACCCCAUCGACAUAAAUGGCGAGAAACAGAAGCACCGCAACCGGGAGGCGGAGGAGCCGGCUAGCCCCGCCACCCUCUUGUUUCACACAACAACUCUCAAUUGCUGCAUCGUCGCCAUUCUUGGGUACACCACUAAACUCAACGUGGAUGUAAUCAAGAAGGGUCUCGAGUGUACUUUGGUUAAUCACCCUCGCUUUUCUAGCAUCCUCGCGAUGGGCGAUAAGAGAUGGAAGAAAAGGUGGAUUCCGACGAAGGUUAACGUGGACGAUCAUAUUAUAUGCCCGGAUUUGGAGCCGGACAUGCAGUCGGCCGACGAGUUCGUGGAAAACUAUGCCUCAAGUUUAACAACAAAAUCGUUGGACAUGUCGAAGCCAUUGUGGGAAUUGCACAUUCUAAACGUCAAAACCUCCGAAGCAAACUCCAUAGCAAUCUUUAAGAUACACCAUUCACUUGGGGACGGUAUUUCUCUCAUCUCUCUGGUCCUUGCUUGUUUCCGAAAGACUUCGGAUCCGAAUUCCCUGCCCACAAUUCCAUCCAGCAAUAGAACCCGCCCCAAAAUUGGGUUUUUCCGACAGCUUUUUUUGUCAGCUUGGCUAUGUUUGACGUUGAUUCUUAACACUCUCGUGGAUAUAACGUUGUUCUUGGCUACGAUACUGUUUCUCAAGGAUACGAAUACUCCGUUGAAAGCCAAAAACGGGGAUGCUUUCAACCCCCGAAGACUCGUGCAUCGUAUUGUUAAUCUAGAUGACGUAAAGCUAGUCAAAAAUGCAAUGAAUGUGACAAUAAACGAUGUAAUGAUGGGGAUGUUACAAGCCGGAUUGUCACGUUAUCUCAACAGAAAAUAUGGUAUCAUAAAAGGGAGUGCAACCAAUAACAAAAAUAAUCUGCCCAAGAAUUUUCGUCUUAGAGGGGCAAUCAUGUUCAACAUCAGAUCAUCCACAGGAAUAAAGGCUUUAGCUGAGAUGAUGGAGAAGAAAUCAAGAGCAAAAUGGGGCAAUAAGAUUGGACUUGCCUUAGCUCCAUUAUUCAUUGGAUUUCAAGAAAACCCUUUGGAUUAUAUCUAUAAAGCAAAAGCCACCAUUGAUCGAAAGAAGCUCUCCAUGGAGUCCAGAUUUUCUUUCACUGCUGCCCGUAUCGUACUCAAGCUUUUUGGAGUUCAGGUUGCUGCUGCUUUAACAAAUAGAGCUUUAUCUAACACAACUAUAAUAGUAUCCAAUGUUGUUGGACCUCAAGAAGAGAUCUCAUUUUUUGGGCAUACUCUGGUGUUUAUUUCUCCCGCUGUUUAUGGGUUACCUCAUUCAUUGGCAAUACACUUCCAAAGCUAUUGCAACAAGAUGACGAUAUCAAUGGCGGUUGAUCCAAAAGUGAUUCCAGAUCCAUACCAACUGUGCGAUGACUUUGAAGAGUCUCUUGCGAUGUUUAAAGAGGCUGUAGUCACAACAUCCACCCUUCAUGCCUUACCUUAAUUGUUGUUAUCUAUUACUUCUUUGUAGUUGUUUAUACUUAUUAACAGGGCCGUUCCAAUAAAAAUUUGGGUCAUGUGCAAUAUCUUAAUUUGGGGUCCCUUUUAAGUAAUUUUUAUAUAUAAAUAAUAGCUGUUCUAAAAAGUUGUAUCAAAAUAUAAAUAUUGUAUAAAAAAU